Molecule: messenger RNA, 306 nt
Organism: Melampsora larici-populina 98AG31
Lineage: Eukaryota; Fungi; Basidiomycota; Pucciniomycetes; Pucciniales; Melampsoraceae
Exons: 2
Coding region: 1-306 (101 amino acids)
Source: RefSeq, a predicted model, not a curated record
AUGUCAUAUGGUAACAAAUUCCCCACCUCGAUUGGCGCUCUCAAGAGCAACGUGAGGAUGGGAUAUUGUCUGAAGGGCAGAUUGCGGGAAUCGACAACAACCACUUCAAAGGAAUCAAGAAUCAUGAGCUUUAUGCAAAAGAAGAUGUCAUCGGUCGCUCAUAAAAGGAGAAUCUUAACCUACGCUACCCUAUCCAUCUCGGGAGGGAUGUCUUGGAAUCAGGAAACCAACAACAACAACCUCGAAGGAAUCAAGACUUAUGAGGUGUAUAUGCAUAAGAACAGAGAUGUCAUCGAUCGCUCAUAA